Amorphotheca resinae ATCC 22711 is the source of this 1635-nucleotide messenger RNA. RefSeq lists its product as hypothetical. The record is from RefSeq and is a predicted model, not a curated record. Bases 1 to 1635 code for a protein of 544 amino acids. The transcript is spliced from 4 exons. NCBI's taxonomy places the organism in Eukaryota, Fungi, Ascomycota, Leotiomycetes, Helotiales, Amorphothecaceae.
AUGAACACCACGAUGAACACCCUGGACAAACGCCUUUUCCAGGGUGUUCACCCGAGCACAGAAAGCCUCCUCGAGGUGUUCAGACAGACUCUUAUCGUGUUUUAUCGUGCGGAGCCGAAGAGCCCAGCCUCCCCCAGCCUCACGCGAGAUAUAUCUCCAAAGCAACCCGCAAACGAGACGCCAACUCCCCUGUCCCUGUCCAUUAUUUCGGCGUUCAUCCCGGUUGGUGAAAUGGAGUUCGAGGUGCUGAAAAGGACGAGAGCCAAGUCUCCGUGCUUUUGGGUGGGACAACUGGAUUGUUCCCCUUCCCACGGAAGCGAUUUGGCGAGGAUCCUCGCAAGCGAAUAUCAGGCUUUGUUACCACCUCGCACCUUCACUCCAGUGCCGGAGCCACAGAUUCUUGGGAAGAGUAUCCGGAAAGUCAAAGGACAGCAAAGCCUUCGCGACCUUAUUGAGAGAGAUAAGCAAGUAAUCUCCGUCUCUUCGGAUUGCGACACUCUCGUCGGUUCGGAAUCGCCUCGUUCGCCCCUCUCGCCAACGUCAGAACAUCCCUCUGAGGAUGAAGAUCCACCUUUGUCCCCGACUCACUCCGAACAAAAAGCGCAUCUACAUUACCAAGUUGCAGCCCAGGAUGCAGUACAAGAAGAAAAACCAUCAAACCCAGCAUCAGUUCAACCAACAGCUGUUGGCUUCCAGCUCUGCCUUGACCUCCUGACCGAACAACUCUCCACGGGACUCUUCAAGAAGCACCCCGCAGAGGAGCUAGAUAGUCCUUCCAGCCUCCAGCUUCUGCUCAUGAUUGAAUCCUACGAGUCUAUACGGCAGCAGAUCCGUCGCGCGAAAUCCAACCCUUCGCUGACGGGCAAGCAAUUCGAUCACAUGAUCGAUAUCGAGCAGACCUUGGAGCAUUGGCUUCACGCCUUGUAUGGUGUUUAUGAUAACACCGUCGCCGACACUAAGGUCAAUAAUGAUAGCGCUGACAGCGCCACGGUCAGCAAUGAUAGUGUCGAGAGCUUUCACAGCUGCCUGUCAUAUAUCUCGACUUCGGCAGAAGCGCCAUCUUCAGUCGCGGGGGAGCCUGCGUGUGUUGAUGAGUUGGAGACCAUGGAGGAAAUUGCAGAAGCCGCAAAAGCGAUCCGGGCGUUGGUGGACACGGGAGCUCGGGAAUUGAUGCCCGAACGCCCUAUUGUCGUCCGCCGACAUUGUGCUGCUUGGAUUAUAUGGCGAGUAGCACAAUGCGGAGGAUUGAAUAUGCAGGACGGAGCCUUGAUCCGCACUGCUGAUAAAGCCAAGUUGGAGACCUCCUCACAACCCCCGAAUGGUUUCUGUGCCAUGGUCUUUCCUGGGGAGUACAAUUAUUCCCUACAAAACAAGGACCUUUCGCCACGUAUCAGGACGGAAAAGCUUCCCUUCCGCCCUCUCCAAGUCCGAAUCGCCCUCUCGAAGUUUUGGUCGACUUCCACAGGCCCAAGUUUUGCACUUGGUUCGCCCCACCAGCCACUCCCAUCUCAUCGCUUCUCUCACUCGACACUUGACAACCCGCAUAUCGCCCCCAGAAUCCUGAGACACAACCCAGUUGCGUUGUUUCCCCAGCUGGGGCGUCGAGCUGGCAUCGCGGCUGGCUACGCUCCAUGA